AUGGCUGAUCUGCCGGAGAUUAGGAACGCUAUCGCAACCAUGUCGGAUGGCAUACGACCCUGGUUGGUGCUUCUGCGACUCGCAAUCGAUGAUCUCAUGCCAGCCACCUGCGCCUCCAUUCGCGUCCUUCUGAUGAAUGCUUCGAUCAGGAACGCCUUCAUCGAGCACGGCGGUGUUCGGAUGCUGUUCGCUUACGUGACCAAUGGACAGAGGGAUGCAAAGUUGGAGGCCUUGCGCACUAUACACACCUGCCUGGAGAACAUUCAGAACACGGGCCGUGUGCUGAAGCCUCUCACCUCCUCCAUGGACACCAUUGUGAGCUUCAUUCGCAGCCUCAAGACGGACGAGGAGAUACAGCGUGCUGCUCUGGAGACUAUUGCUCAAAUGGCUCGUGACCGCAACACUCUUGCCAUUAUGACCGAUUUGGGUGUGACUCAAGAGAUCUCUCGUUUGUUAUCUGUGGCGACUGAUGACGAGAUGUGUAUCAGCAUCUGUCACGCCCUGGCCGCAUGCUCCUACUAUGGCAAGAACGCCUUUUACUUUGGUGAUACCAACUGUAUUCCCGUGCUUGCUGCCCUUAUGAAGUCUCGUAACGAAGCGCUGCGAAGCGCGGCCGUGAAGGCUAUCCACGGCCUCAGUUUCGAUCCGGAAAAUGCGGCGCAGAUUUGGGGUGCGAAUAUAUGCAAACUACUGACCUCCCUGGCAGCUGGAAACGAAGAGAGUACACAGAAGGCAGCCACGGGCACCCUCACCAACAUACGACACCUCGAGUUCAUUGCAACAUAUCAAUUCAACUGA
Molecule: messenger RNA, 798 nt
Organism: Spirometra erinaceieuropaei
Lineage: Eukaryota; Metazoa; Platyhelminthes; Cestoda; Diphyllobothriidea; Diphyllobothriidae
Source: the annotation of a GenBank genome assembly